This is a messenger RNA of Linnemannia hyalina, 711 nucleotides long. NCBI's taxonomy places the organism in Eukaryota, Fungi, Mortierellomycota, Mortierellomycetes, Mortierellales, Mortierellaceae. The record is from the annotation of a GenBank genome assembly.
AUGACCUCCCUCAUCGAACAAGCAAAGCAAAAGGCCGCCUACCAGGCCGUCGACGAGCAUGUCCUCCCCACCCACAGGGUCAUUGGAGUCGGCUCCGGAUCGACCGUCGUCCAUGUCGUUGCGCGUCUUCUCCAGCGCGACCCCGAGUUAAACGCUAAGACCGUCUUUAUCCCUACUUCAUUCCAGUCCCGUGGACUCUUGUUGGAUGGUGGUCUUACCGUUGGUGACGUUGAGCAGUACCCAGAUAUCGAUGUGACGAUCGAUGGAGCAGAUGAGGUCGACGCACAGUUGAACGCCAUCAAGGGUGGUGGAGCUGCCCACCUCCAGGAGAAGGUUGUUGCCGAGGCUGCCAAGAAGUUUGUGAUUGUUGCCGAUUACCGCAAGGACUCCAAAGUCCUUGGUGAGCAGUGGUUGAAGGGAGUCCCAGUCGAGGUCGUCCCAUUCGCAUGGAGAGCAGUUCUCAAGAAGCUUCAGGCACAAGGAUCCAACGACGCCAAGCUGCGCAUGGCUGUCGCCAAGGCUGGCCCCGUCGUCACCGACAAUGGCAACUUUAUCAUCGAUGCUCCUUUCGGCCUCAUCAACGACCCCGUUAAGUGCUUGAGGGACAUCAAGUUGAUCACUGGUGUUGUUGAGGUUGGAUUGUUCUGUAACAUGGCUGAGGUUGCUUAUUUUGGUUGCGAAGAUGGAUCCGUUACCAUUAGGACCAAGUAG